Molecule: messenger RNA, 179 nt
Organism: Funneliformis geosporum
Lineage: Eukaryota; Fungi; Glomeromycota; Glomeromycetes; Glomerales; Glomeraceae
Source: the annotation of a GenBank genome assembly
ACCUAAAGAUUAUUGCUCUUAAUGAUAAGAUUAUUUCUUAUAACCCUCAUGUUGGAAGAGAUGCAACAAUAGAGCCUAGCAGGCAGUCACUUUUUGUGAAUAGUCAGUCAUUUCUCAUGAGCAAUCAGUCAUUUUUUGUAGGCAGUCAGUCAGUUUUUGUGGACAGUCAGUCAAUUUUC